CCCGCAGGCCGCGACCCCAUUGCGCAUGAGCGAGAUCGUGGAGAGCCCGUGAGAGCGGAGAGCGCCACUCACACUCACCGGGAGGCCGAGCACCAACAUGAACAAGUUGAAAUCCUCUCAGAAAGAUAAAGUUCGUCAGUUUAUGAUCUUCACCCAAUCCAGUGAAAAGACUGCUGUAAGUUGCCUGUCACAGAAUGAGUGGAAGCUAGAUGUUGCUACAGACAACUUUUUUCAGAACCCGGAACUUUAUAUACGAGAAUGUGUAAAAGGAGCAUUGGACAGAAAGAAAUUAGAGCAACUUUAUAACCGAUAUAAGGACCCUCAAGAUGAAAAUAAAAUUGGAAUAGAUGGAAUUCAGCAGUUUUGUGAUGAUUUGGCUCUCGAUCCUGCCAGUGUCAGUGUGCUAAUAAUUGCAUGGAAAUUCAGAGCAGCCACACAGUGUGAAUUCUCAAAGCAAGAAUUCUUAGACGGAAUGACCGAAUUAGGAUGUGACAGCAUAGAGAAGUUAAAAGCACAGCUACCAAAAAUGGAGCAAGAAUUAAAAGAGCCUGGGAGAUUUAAGGAUUUUUAUCAGUUUACAUUCAACUUUGCAAAGAACCCAGGGCAGAAAGGUCUAGAUUUAGAAAUGGCCAUUGCCUACUGGAAUUUAGUUCUAAAUGGACGGUUUAAAUUCCUAGAUUUGUGGAACAAGUUUUUGUUGGAGCAUCAUAAACGAUCAAUACCUAAGGACACGUGGAACCUCCUUUUAGACUUCAGUACGAUGAUAGCUGAUGAUAUGUCAAACUACGAUGAAGAAGGAGCAUGGCCUGUUCUUAUUGAUGACUUUGUUGAAUUUGCACGUCCUCAAAUUGCAGGAACAAAAAGUACAACAGUGUAGCACUAAGGAACCUUCUAGAAUGUACAUAGUCUGUACAAAUUAAUGCAAUGGAAAAUUGCACAGUCAAUUUCUUCUGGCUGGACUAUACUGAAGAUAAGCCCUCAAAGCAAGUCCAGAGGGUUGAAACAGACAAUUGGCAACAUCUUAAGACCAUAUCGUAUUCCAUUCUUUUUGUGGUUUGGGCCUCUGCUAGCCUGGAGCGCAAUUUGCCACUUCAUAUUUUCUAAUUAUGGAUUUCAUUUCAUAUCUGUGGACCAUCCUAGCCUCAUACUCCCAUGAAUGAAAAAUGAUCUGACGUUUUCAUAUAAAUCAAGAUGCCUCCUCCAUCUGCUAAUUACAUCACAGCCUUGAUGAAACUAUUUUUUCCACCUAAUUUUUUUUAAUUUUUUAUGUAGUUUCAAAGAAGGCUGUUGGUUGCACCUUUUUUUUCUUUCCCUGACAUUGGAGGGAAAAGUGGGUUUGUAUCAUUUUUUCCUUUUGGAUAUAAUUUUACAUUGCUAAACUUCCUUGUGUGUACCAAAGGAAUUGUUUUUUUUGUUUUUUUUGGAAGGGGAAAUGGCUUGAUUUACAGCAGACAAAAAAAAAACCUAAUUGAUUUUAUUAACAUUCGUUCUAAACAUUAGAGCAUUCAACCAUGACAGUUCACUGUGGUAUGAAGGAACAAAGUAACACCGUUUUCUUGCCAUAAGACAGAUACACUUCCAAACCAUGCCUGUUUUACAGUGUAUGAUGGUAUUCUGAGGUCAUUAUACCAUGCAACGUGUUUGAAUAUAGGUAUGUGGGAUGAAGGUAUUUGUUACAAAGUUCCUUUAAAAUCAUACUCUUUCACUUUCAGUAUGUUUAAACUUGGUUGCCACUUUUGUCAUUAAUAUUGAGAUAAAAAAAAAUGAACGCUUAUGAGUGUCUGUUUAAAAAAACAAAAAAAAAACAACAGAGACUUUUUGCCAACAUUCUACCCCCCAGCCCCUCUGCUUUCUCCUCUUUGCUAUUCAGAUUAUCUGCUGGAGCUGUUGUUGGACAAGUCCUGCAGGAAAUGGGUACAUAAUACGGAUUUACUAUACAGAUCUGUCUGCUCAGUAGGAGUGUGAGAUGGGCAUUUACAAAGUAAAUGAUAAUGCGACUCCGUUUUAUGGUGACAAUGCUUAGAAUAGUAGUAAGGGCCAUGUGUUUGUUAUUUGGCACUGACAUUUUAAGAAGAUUGCAGAACAAUUGAAAUGCUUGCAAAAGACAUCUUGUCCGAGGAUUCUGCUGAUUCCUUUUGCAGUUAGCACCCAGUGUACCAUUAUACUGCUGGGUCUGUAAGAAAAUAACCAGAGUACUGCAUUUUCUUGUGACAUGUGAUAUAAGAACAUUUAAUUUAUCUAAAACCUUU
This is a messenger RNA of Pelobates fuscus (common spadefoot toad), 2249 nucleotides long. RefSeq names its product defective in cullin neddylation 1 domain containing 1 (gene DCUN1D1). The transcript has 7 exons. Gene Ontology annotation, biological process: protein neddylation. The record is from RefSeq and is a predicted model, not a curated record. Gene Ontology annotation, molecular function: ubiquitin-like protein binding; cullin family protein binding; ubiquitin conjugating enzyme binding. The coding region runs from base 98 to 877 and encodes 259 amino acids. Gene Ontology annotation, cellular component: ubiquitin ligase complex. Lineage: Eukaryota; Metazoa; Chordata; Amphibia; Anura; Pelobatidae.